CGUGUAUCUAUAGAUUAGGGUUCUUUUCUUCAAAGGAACGCAAUAACUUAGAAGACUUUCUCUCUCUCUCUCUCUCUCUCUCUCUAUAGCUAGGUCGCUCAGUCGGUCGCUCCGAUAGUGUCUUGUCUGCCGACAGUUGAAAGCAUGUCAGAAGAAGGGGAGUACCGCUGUUUCAUUGGGGGCCUUUCAUGGUCAACUUCUGAUAGAGGUCUAAAGGAUGCAUUUGAUAAGUUUGGCCAUCUUAUAGAAGCUAAGGUUGCUGUUGACAAGUUCUCUGGACGUUCUCGUGGAUUUGGAUUUGUCACCUUUGAUGAGGAGAAAGCAAUGGAAGAUGCCAUUGAAUCAAUGCAUGGAAUGGAUUUGGAUGGGCGAACUAUUACUGUUGAGAGAGCUCAGCCCCAGCAAGGUUCUGGCAGGGGCCAUGACAGCGAUCGCCCCCGAGACCGAGACCGAGACCGUGGUCGUGAUCGUGAUCGUAAUCGUGACUAUGGAGGUGGCCGUGGUUCUGGGGGUGGAGAGUGCUUUAAGUGUGGCAAGCCAGGCCAUUUUGCCAGGGAGUGCCCCAAUGGAGGUGGAGGGGGCAGGUACAGUGGCAGGGAUGAUAGGUAUGGUGGAGGUGGUGGUGGUGGUGGUGGUGGUGGUGGAGGGCGUUAUGGUCCUGAUAGGAAUGGGGAUCGAUUUGGAGGACGUAACAGGGAUUUUGGUGGUCGUGGGGGAGGUGACCGAUACAACCGUGACCGUGCUGGCCCAUAUGACCGCCGGGGUUCUGGAGGUUUCCGAUCUGGGUGAAUGACUUAAAUUUGUGGUGAAGAACUGGAGGAGCUCCAACUUGCAGAUGCAAAUGCUGAAGGCUUUUUUGUUGCAAGAUGUGUUCACUUAAUGAUGUUUGGGCUAGCGGAACAAUGUAGUUGAUCAAUAUUUUGGAAGUUUGGAUCUUGACACCAAUAACCUACUAUUCUGUGCACUAAAAUGUUCGAUACCUUGGUCUGGAGUCUUAUGCUUGCUUGACAUGUUGGAAUCUGGUUUUACGCUUUUGAAUGCCAUUAUUGCUGCUGGAUAUCUACUA
Molecule: messenger RNA, 1066 nt
Organism: Diospyros lotus (date-plum)
Lineage: Eukaryota; Viridiplantae; Streptophyta; Magnoliopsida; Ericales; Ebenaceae
Product: glycine-rich RNA-binding protein RZ1A
Exons: 4
Coding region: 145-789 (214 amino acids)
Molecular function (GO): zinc ion binding; RNA binding
Source: RefSeq, a predicted model, not a curated record